AUGGCUCCGCCGGGCCCGUGGCUGCUGCUGCUGGCCGCGGUUCUGUGCGCGGCGGCGGCGGCGGCCGAGCCCCGGUGCCCGUCGUGCCCGGCGAGCCCGGAGCGGUGGCUGCUGGAGGAGGUGGCCAAGAAGCAGCUGCUGGAAAAGCUGCGGCUCCGCGAUCGCCCGCGGCUCGCCCACGCCGUGCCCCGCGCCGCCGUGACCCGCGCCCUGCGGCGGCUGCAGGCGGGAGGCGCCCGCCGGAACCCCGGUGGUACCGGGGACGAGGAGGAGGAGGAGCAGAGCUACGAGAUCAUCAGUUUCGCGGAGACAGAUCUCACAUCUCCCUCCAGUUUGGGGCUGCAAUUCCAGUUCAGCCAAGCGCAGGACCAGGACCUUCGCAUCCUGCAGGCUCAGCUCUGGCUCUACCUGCGAGUUCCCCACUCCAGCCUCACCCUGAGGAUCUUCCUGGCCUCCAAAAUCGGGGCUGGGGCAGGGGGCAACCUCACGCUGCUGGGGGAGAGGCGGCUGAGCGCGACGGGCAGCGGCUGGCGCUCCUUCCCCCUCCUACCGGAGCUCCAGAGCUUCUUCUCCAGGCACAGCCGGACCCUGCGGCUGGAACUGGAUGGCAGCAAUGUUACGGCCGAGCUCAAUGCCAGCUGGUCCCACCAGCCCUUCCUGGUGGCCAAAGUGAAGGUGAGGGAGCCCGGACACCGCGUGGCCAAGCGCAGCCUCCGCUGCAGCCAGAAUUCCAAUCUCUGCUGCCGCAAGGAUUUCUACGUGGAUUUCCGCGACAUCGGUUGGAAUGACUGGAUCAUCAAGCCUGAGGGUUACCAGAUCAAUUACUGCGUGGGCCAGUGCCCUCUGCACGUGGCUGGCAGCCCUGGCAUGGCCUCUUCCUUCCACACAGCCGUCUUCAACCUGGUCAAAGCCAACAAUGUCCAAGCCUCGGGGCAUUCCUGCUGCGUGCCCACACGGCGCCGCCCGCUCUCCGUGCUCUACUUUGAUCGCAACAGCAACAUUGUCAAGACUGACAUCCCCGACAUGAUUGUGGAUGCUUGUGGCUGUAGUUAG
Messenger RNA from Camarhynchus parvulus, 1053 nucleotides. Its product is annotated as inhibin beta C chain-like. Bases 1 to 1053 code for a protein of 350 amino acids. Gene Ontology annotation, molecular function: growth factor activity; hormone activity; cytokine activity. Gene Ontology annotation, biological process: SMAD protein signal transduction; BMP signaling pathway. The record is from RefSeq and is a predicted model, not a curated record. The transcript is spliced from 2 exons. Gene Ontology annotation, cellular component: extracellular region. NCBI's taxonomy places the organism in Eukaryota, Metazoa, Chordata, Aves, Passeriformes, Thraupidae.